UUGCAGACGGAGCGUACAUGUAUAACGUAAGUGCAGAUUCGAACGCGAGCUUUCGAGAAACGGAGUGUUGUUGUUGUUGCUGCAGGUGAUCGAUCUGAUGCGGAUUGCGGGGGAGGAUUUCGCGGAGAUGGGUGUCGCCGGGGAUUAAAUUCAGCGCUCGGGAUUCAGGGUCGCUGCGCGCGCGCGAAGCUUUUUACGCUUUGGCGCGAGUAUAUUAUUAAGUACGUCGUCGUAUGGACUUUUAAUUAGCUAUGCAUGAAUUACGACGCUGAUGCAGUCGGUCUGUUUGUAUAUUGGACGUGUGACGCGAUCGAAAAAUGAAGCUGUGCUGGAGCCUGCUGAUAGUGGCGGUGGCCUUGCCUCUGCUGGCAAGCGCGUCGAGCAUCAACGCCGAGUCCGACCUGUGGGAGGAGGACGACAAGGAGGUCCUCGUACGAAUGGCUCGUGGUACCAAAGACCGCGCAUCCGGCGGCGGUGGCGGCGGCGGUUCCCCGUCCUGCCGAUACGUCAAGGGUCAGUGGUCCGAGUGCGACCCCAGGACGAACAUGCGGACGCGCACUCUGACCCUGAAGAAGGGCGACAAGUCAUCCUGCGAGCAGAUCAAGACCAUCACCAAGAAGUGCAAGAAAGGUAAAGCCUGCCGGUACGAGAAGGGCGCCUGGACCAGUUGCGUCAGCCAGAACAUGACGCGAAUCGACAACCUCAAGGCGAACAGCGACCCCACCUGCGAGAAAACGCGCCGCAUCACGAAGAGGUGUAAACCCGAGACCAGCAACAAGAAGGCUCAGAAAGAUCGAUCGAACAAGAAAGCCGGCAAGCAGCAGUAAGAGCCCGCGCGAAUAAGCGCCUGGCGAAAAUCAAAGGCGCCACACAAACCUUCCAAAACUGCGCACAGAAGCAUUUUCACGACGACACCGACCACUUAUACGAGCCAUUCAAACCUAUUCCACACGAGAGACUAUAUACCAUACACACCAUCGUCGUCGACGUCGUCGCCGUAUAUUAUGAAUGAUAUAUGCGAGAUACACACAAGCAAACAAACAAACAAAAAAUCAACACAACAGUAUAUAUGUAAAUCGAAUCGGCGCCAAAGAAAAACUAAACGAACGAAGCUGACGAUUAUGCGUUGAGAAUAUCAAAAUUUCACAAAGAUUAUUAUUAUAUUGACUAUUAUAUAUAAUAUAUAUUGAAUACGAGAGAGAGAGAGAAAGAGCGCGAGCGAGAGACGCAUUUUCUGUGGAUGAUAAUAAGCAUAAAGUCUCUUUGAAGUAAAAUAAAGAAAAGCGUUUAAAAAAAACGAAGUAGAGAACAUUAUGAUACACACGCAACAAUCACACACACACACACACACACAUACACACACACGGUCAACGAGGUAUACAGA
This is a messenger RNA of Nasonia vitripennis (jewel wasp), 1384 nucleotides long. RefSeq lists its product as uncharacterized. The transcript has 5 exons. Gene Ontology annotation, cellular component: extracellular region. Lineage: Eukaryota; Metazoa; Arthropoda; Insecta; Hymenoptera; Pteromalidae. Gene Ontology annotation, molecular function: heparin binding; growth factor activity. The coding region runs from base 318 to 827 and encodes 169 amino acids. The record is from RefSeq and is a predicted model, not a curated record. Gene Ontology annotation, biological process: mesoderm morphogenesis.